Molecule: messenger RNA, 1700 nt
Organism: Protobothrops mucrosquamatus (brown spotted pit viper)
Lineage: Eukaryota; Metazoa; Chordata; Lepidosauria; Squamata; Viperidae
Product: ubiquitin carboxyl-terminal hydrolase 12-like
Exons: 10
Coding region: 1-1188 (395 amino acids)
Biological process (GO): protein deubiquitination
Cellular component (GO): cytosol; nucleus
Molecular function (GO): cysteine-type endopeptidase activity; cysteine-type deubiquitinase activity
Source: RefSeq, a predicted model, not a curated record
AUGAACAUCAAGGCCAUCCACGGACAGGAGGUCAACAGUGUGGGGUUUUUUUCUUGUGUUCCCCCUAUUUAUGCUUCACCAUGCGUUGCAAUUUAUAUAUUAGUGAGGCAGUCUUUAUGUACCGUAGGCGCCAAUGCCUCUGCUUUGGAGAAAGAGAUUGGUCCGGAUCAGUUUCCUAUGAACGAACAUUACUUCGGCUUGGUUAAUUUUGGAAAUACCUGCUACUGUAACUCGGUCCUCCAGGCCCUUUACUUCUGUCGCCCAUUUCGGGAAAAGGUGUUGGCCUACAAAGUCCAGGCCCGCAAAAAGGAGACCCUUCUGACCUGCUUGUCGGACCUCUUCAACAGCAUUGCCACCCAGAAGAAGAAAGUGGGGGUCAUCCCCCCCAAGCGGUUCAUUUCCCGGCUGAGGAAAGAAAACGAGCUGUUUGACAACUAUAUGCAGCAGGAUGCACACGAAUUCCUGAACUAUCUGUUGAACACAAUUGCGGACUUGCUACAAGAAGAAAAAAAGCAGGAGAAACAGAAUGGCAAACUCCAGAACGGAAGCAUUGAGAGUGAUGAAGGGGAGAAGACCGAGCUCACGUGGGUCCAUGAAAUCUUCCAGGGAACACUGACAAACGAAACUCGCUGUUUAAACUGUGAAGCUGUGAGCAGCAAAGACGAAGAUUUUCUAGACCUGUCGGUUGACGUGGAACAAAAUACAUCAAUCACACACUGCUUGAGAGGGUUCAGUAACACCGAGACGCUGUGCAGCGAGUACAAGUACUACUGUGAGCAGUGCCGGAGUAAACAGGAAGCACAAAAGAGGAUGCGAGUGAAAAAGCUGCCCAUGAUUCUCGCUCUGCACUUGAAAAGGUUCAAGUACAUGGACCAGCUGCACCGGUACACCAAACUUUCCUACCGCGUGGUCUUUCCCCUGGAGCUUCGACUCUUCAACACAUCAGGAGAUGCUACGAACCCAGAUCGAAUGUAUGAUCUCGUGGCUGUGGUGGUGCAUUGCGGCAGUGGUCCAAAUCGUGGGCAUUACAUCACCAUCGUGAAGAGCCACGGAUUUUGGUUGCUCUUUGAUGAUGACAUCGUAGAGAAAAUCGACGCUCAAGCCAUUGAAGAAUUCUAUGGAUUGACCUCAGACAUUUCCAAAAAUUCGGAAUCUGGAUAUAUUCUUUUCUAUCAAUCAAGAGACUGAGAUGGCGUGUUUUUGGAACACCUUGUGCAGAUCAGAAGGGAUCGAGGCUGUGCCCAGAAAGGACAACCGAGGGAUGGCAGAACUGAUUCCUCCUGGCUAUUGUGGGCAAUUUUCAGGAAAUCAAGGAGUGCGUUUUCUGGAGGAGAACAGUCCGGAGCAAGAAUGCAUUUCACUUUGAUUUUCUUUCUAGGCUAUUUUAUACUUGCUAACUUCCAAAUUUUUUUACCUCUACUUGAAACCUGGCUGCUUAACUCUUCAAGAACCAAGAAAGUGAUUUUUAAAGUAACAUUGUAAAAAUCUGUUCACUGUUUGGUCCUGGCUUAAGACACUUUUUUGGUUUCCGUUAUUGCCAUUUUUCUGUAUUCUAACAGAACGAUUUCCCCUCCGGUAUUGGCUGAAUUCCUGUCCUCUUUUGGGACUCAAGCAGAGGAAAGUUGAUGUCAGUUGCAGUUUUGGUAAUUCAAAGACUGCAGCCAGCUUAAGUCAUCCCGGAAGCUUCGUGGUUUAAUUUU